AAAUUAUCGUACGUAACAUAAGAUCAACGCCAUCAUGUUUCACGGACACGUGACGUAUACUUGUUGAAGGCCUCUGGGUAAAUUCUUGGCACUUUGUUACAGAAAGAAAGGCUAUCAUAUCAAGUUUGGUGUUAGAAGGCAGGCUACUUCUUGCACAAAUCUUUAACUUUCUCGUCCAUAAGCCACGACAACGCAGAACCGAAGUGUGAACACAAAAGCCUGAAUUUCUGGAGCACUUUUUGGGUUUGUUUACAACAAGCGUCGGCCAUUUUCCAAGAAUCCACGUACGUACGUCAGAACUUUAUUAUAAACUCAAAAUAUCCACACUUCCUCUUUUCCAAAACUAAAUUAUUCGACAUGGAAAUACUUAUCUGAGGUAGCAUUUCCGUGGUUUGUUAAUCUUAUUCGUCUGCUAACGAGUUACUCAAGACCUCAAGAAACUCUGUGGAAGCUAAAUUUUGUCAUACGAAAGUUGUGGACCAAGCUUGGGGCCUUCGUUUUACUUUGAUUUUAUUAAAGAUYAUGAACUUUUCUUCUCUAUCACUUAUUGAUAGAGGGGCUUGCUCUUGGCGGAAAUAAAGGCUUCUAAAUGGCCACAACAACGACUCAGCUCCGUAGAGACAAUCGUGUGACGGCGAGAAAAGAUUAUGAUUAUGAAAAUGUCAGUCCGAAGUCUGAACGAAGGUCGAACUUGAACGUAGAAGUCAAAGGAAAAAAGACUACUGUCCCUACUGUACGUUCACACAAGGAUGAACAUUCGGUCAAGUUCCCAUACUCUAAGUUUGCUGUCACUCCAAAAACGCUUCUUCAUUCCAACGCGAACUCAGCUAUUCCAAAAAGUAUAAAUUCAACGAUAACAUCAAAUGAAGAGGAACUUGGGAAAAAGCCUGUCAAAACUGUUGUUAACCGAAAGAAUUCCGAGCAGGAAUCGAAUAGAUUGAGUGUCAGCAAACUUAAAAACAUUUUUGAUUCGCUGGCACCUAAUGAAUUAAGCUCCUCCAAGCCACCUCUAAAGCCAAGGCCAAAGUCAGACGCUAUCGUGAAUAAGGACCAGGAUAAAGACCAAGCGCAUGGACCGAUAAUAAACCGAUGGUCAGUGCCUAGGUAUGUCAAGAAGGCUUCAUCUUCUGAAAGUAGUCAGAAUUAUAAAAUCUACGUGACCGAGGGAAUCGCAGCGAAAAGAGCCAGGUUUGAAUCCCACUCGAAUGAAAAUCUUCCCUGUGUCUUAAAGAAGGGAUUGUCUCCUAAAUUGUCUGAUUUGGUUCCAGAAUUAACCGAGGGAACUCGAUCUAGGACACGAUCCGACCCUGGUCUCAAACCUAGACGACGCGGAGAAUAUAAACAGAGGAGUCUUUCAGAUGUAGGGCAAACAAAUGGGGAAAUACAAUUUUUUGAGAAGAGAAGAUCUUUUGAUGAUUCGGCCAUUGGUAAGCCAAGAUCGCUAAAUCGCCUGUCAAAAUCCAGUAGUGUGGAGAUUUUGGAUGUCAGCGAAAGCAUUAGAGAAAGUCCAAUGAUUACUGAAGAACCACAACAAAGCAAAGUAUUUGAUUCAGUCGAAUGUGCAGCACCUAUAGCACUUGAUGAUUAUCAUGUCAAAAAUGGUGAGACUGUAGAUGAUAUAACAGAGGGUGGUAAGGAAUCCAGGAUUGAUUCAGGGAUUUCUUCAUCGAUGGAAAGUAGUGAAGGAAAUUCUGAGGAACUACAAAAGGAAGAACUUGAAGAAGGACAUAUUCUGCAUGAAAGGAAACAUGUUGAGGCACAUGAGAAGAAAGAUGAUGACCCCAGAAAGCACAGUCAUAAGCAGUUUAUAAAUGACUCUCUGGUGUAUGGCAGAGCAGGGGAAGUACGAGAAGCAAACUGGAUUGAUGAGGAAGUACCGCCAGACAAACCCAACGAUCCAACACCAGUGUAUGUAGCUCCACAUAUGAAAAAGGAAAAAAGUAAUACAGAGGUUGAUCGGGAUUAUGGCAGUAAUACAAAGGAAAAGGUUGCGCAUGCAACUCUUGAUGAUGGUGCAGCAUCAUCUGAUGAGGAGAGCAAUGGCAGUGUCAUUGAGCACAGCUCCCCAGAAGCUGAUUCCCAAGAUAUAUCACCAAUUUCUUUCCUCUAUGAAAAUAAGCCUCUGGUCUCUGCUUUAAACAAGAAAGACAAAUCUAAAUCUAGAAGCAUAAAGUUUGAUGAUACUGAACCAGCCAAAUAUUUUACCUAUAGUGCAGAGGAAUAUGAUAGAGCGAAUGAUGAUAUUGAUCCAGUUACGGCAUCAGCAGAAUGGGAACUGGAAAAGAGGGUAGAGAAGAUGGAUGUAUUUUCAGUGGAUUUACAAAAAGAUGAAAAGGGGCUUGGAUUAAGUAUUAUAGGAUUAGGGGUCGGCACAGACACUGGUGUUGAGAAACUGGGGAUCUUCGUCAAAUCGCUAACAGGAGGAGGCGCAGCAGAAAAAGAUUCAAGAAUCCAUGUUAAUGAUCAGAUCAUUGAGGUGGAUGGUGUGUCAUUGGUUGGUGUCACACAGAUGUUUGCUGCACAAACCCUUAAAAACACAAGUGGAGUUGUAAGGUUUCUCAUGGGACGUGAAAAGGGCAAAGUCCAUGCUCCACUCAAAGCUGUCAAUGCUAAUACUCAAGAGAAUAUUAAAGAAAUUGAAGAAAUGAAAACCAAACUUGCCAAGACAGAAAUUCGAGCCGAUAGAGCAGAAGCCAAAUUGAAGAAAACAGAGGCUAAGUUACAAGCAAUGAACUCACAGGCAACUAAUGCAAGCCAAAGCCACAGAGUCCAUAGAUAACUCUUUAGUCCAGGCUCUUCAAAACAGGAUACAAGAGUUGGAAAAGGAACUCAAACUGAAAUCGAAAACAUCAAUGAAACACCAACCCCUUACUAACGGCAACGUCAGCUUACCACAAGAACGAUAUUUCUCAUUAGAAGCAGAUAAAUUUGAACGAUUAGCUGCAGCCAAGACAUCAGAAGGGUUUCAAUUGGAUCUGGAUAUCAUUCCUGCUACAGAACCCCUCAGCAGUAACUACAACCUCGAUAAAAAGCGACUUGCAGAAGCACAAAAUAAAGCACACGAGCCAACAAGAGCUAGCUGGGUCUGCUCUAAUGAAGAGAUAGAUAUCUUUAAGAGUCAGGAUGAUGAUGAUGAUGACGAGGAAGACGAAGAUGACACUGAUGCAAGAGGACGACAAACCACUAGUCCUUCCAGGCAGCUAGGUCCAGGAUUCGCUCUUCCUGGUUUCCCACUGGGAGGUUUUCAGCUCAAAAAGACGGGAAAGAAUCUCGUGGACGAAUCGUUGAGUGAAACCAGCCCAUCUCAAGCACAAGAGCUAAGGAGCAGCUAUCCUUUAGCGAUGAAAGAUCGCUCCCAGAAUUUGGUGGUAGAAAAUUUACUGGAGAAGCAGCUAUCAAAAACCAACGCCAAAGUGACGUCAUUACCCAGUGCUCUGGACCAAGAAGUAGGACGGCCGAAAAAUGGAAAAAACAACUCUGAUGAGUGUUUCUCGGGAUCGGCGAACUCUCUUGAAGAGAUUGAAGAAGCUGCUAGAAGGAUUGACUCGGACUUGGCUUCUUCACAAGCUUCAUCACGUGGCUCAUCCCCAUUCCUUCCACCAGCGAUGCCUUUACUCAAAAUGAAGACAGUACCAGUAUCUGAUAUGACGUACAGUGAAUCGGCUGUUGAUGUCCCCCCGGAAAUAUCAACAGACUCUGAUUCAGAAAAUGCUGACAAGAUUGGAGACAGUCCUGAAGAACUGCUCUCAUUCAGCCCUUCACCAGAUAGUCCAUAUAUUGGUAGAGGAUCAUCUCGUUUAUCGAACACGUGGUUGUCCCGCCCUGUGCAAGAGUGGGAUGUGUACCAGGUUGGUAUGUGGUUAACGGGCUUGGAACUCGAAGAGUAUGUCAUCGAGUUUGCUAACAAAGAAAUUGAUGGAAAACAGCUUCUUAAUCUAGAUAACUCAAAAAUGAAGACUAUGGGCAUCAACCAGAACGCUCGAACUCUUCUCAAAAAGCGGAUAAAAGAACUGAAGGCUCAAACGGGGAAAGAGGGAAAAGCAAGGAAACAGAAAGAAAAGGAACUGAAAUCAGGGAAAAAAGACAGCACACCAACAAGCCUACAGGAUAAGUUCGAGAAGCUUGGCUUCAUAAAGAAAGGAAAGUACACAGUAAAUAGUCCUUGAAGGAGAUAAAUGAGUUAUAAUAAGAGCAGAUUUAAUGUGAUGGGGAAAGUACAGAACAUACAUGUCACGUGAUGUGCUUGUGCAUUCUGAUUGGAUAGUGUCGUACUGUGCCAUAUAGUGUACAUAGUGUAUUGCUAUGCUGUGCUAUGUAAUGCUGCGUUGUGCUGUCACCUCCAUGUGUCGAAUUGUCUUCAAGUGUUAUACUCGAAUAUUACGUAUUUUCCUGCAUUUUGAUUUAUCCUGGCAAUCUCCAUUUGAAUGCAAUACAAAAACCCAAACCAAUGCAACUGUCAUUCCCCACUCACAAGAAAUCUGCUCGUAGUUCCAACUAAACUUUUUCAUUUUUCUAUUGCAUCUAGAUUUUCCUUCUCUAGUUAGUAAUUGUAUCUUUUAUAGCCGGAAAUCCAAGGUUUCUACACCUUGUAUUACUAAAUAUCUUCUUGUAAAUUGUAUUGGCUCUCAAUUUAAUGAAUACUCUUCGAUACGCCAUUUUCCAAAUCUACGUAAAAAAACGCCGAGAUAAAAAAAAAGGAGAUAAAAAAACGUGUUUUUCUUGUGCCUAAAUGCUCAAUUUUUACUCGUUUUAUGCGUUCGUUUAAAUUCCGAUACUUCGUUAUGUUGUUCGUGCGUGAUUUGAAUUUUUUUAUGUUGUACUGAUACUUUCGUGUUUGUUGUGCUCUAGUGCUCAACAUUGAUUUCUUUUACUCUGUAAUAUCAUUUUGUGCUUUUAUCAGUCAACUCCUAUUUUUUUUGAUCGUUCUUUGCAUUUCAUUUCGACUACCUAUCGUUUUCAUCGUUCAAACCUAGUCAGCCUUAUCCUUGUUUGUUGAUUGGUGUAUUUUGGUAAUUGCUCAAGCCAUAUUUUCUUUUACUUUUAUAUCCGUAAUACACGUAGUCUUUCAUAAUUUUUAAAAGUAUUUGCCAUUGUCUUGAAGAAAUUUUAAUUGCGCUAUAGAAUAUGGAUAGAUCUGAUGUUAGAGCAGCGAAGGUGUGCUGUUACAGUACAUCAUGUACAUAUUAUAGUUUUUAUUGUAAUGAACGCUUGGGCUUCGUUGACUUGAAGAUAGGACUUUUAGGCCCGUUUUACUCCUUCGACGCAAGUAGAGGCAUACGCAUAGACGUGCAACAAAAACUUUAUUUUUUCUCUACCUUAAAAGAACAAGUUAAAAUUCGUACCGUAACAAUAAAAGUCGGCCUGCGUCUGCUUAUGCCAUUUUGGUUUUGGUUGCGUCGGUUGUGAAAACUGCAUAGCAUCUGUCAAUCAUCGUUUUAUGCCACUAGAGGAUUCGUCGGAGGCUGCUAUCGACAAUUCCUGGUAGCCCGGCAUGUUUGUCAUGCGUACGCCUUUUCUGAAUUCGAUAAACGAGACUUAUCCUGGUCAAGCGUGGGCACAAACUCCAUUGCCGGGUUUCGUAUUGAGUGGGAGGACUGGGGAGACUGGACUACCGCUGGCCGUACUGGAUGAAAUAAACUUUUUGAACAUGUGUAGUUGUAUGAUACCAUUGAGCUCGAGAAAUACAGCCCGAUCUGCCGAAUGAACAAAAAUAACUGGGAAAUAGAGAUGUUUAUGACAUCUUUUUCACGAUUGUCCAGUUUCGAUCCAGUCCUCCCACGAUAUGUAACUCGGCAGCGAAGCCAGACCAAGAUACCAUGUUCUGCGCAAGUCCAGCGGUUGCUAGUUACUAAGCAACAGCUAUAAACCUAGAGAACCGUAAAACAAUUGUCGGUCCCAGCGUCCUUUCUUCAUGUUAACGGAGUUUUAAGCAUAAUUUCUAUUAAUAAGUAGUAAUCACAUAAUAGAUUUAAAGGGGGUCCAAUAUGGGAAUUGUUUGGGGUUUGACCGAGAUAAAUAAUUGGGAAAGGUUGGUAAUUGUUACCACAGGAAACCCAAUUGAGCGUCUGUUAACGGGGUAUGCAUUGACUUUCAUUGUAAGUAUAAGAAUUAUUACGAUCAAUUAUUAGAAAUGGAUAAGUGAUUUACUUAUAACCACAGGUAACCCACUCAUGCCCUACUAGUCAAAAAGACCUGUGAAAAAAAACUUUUUUUACGUAGGAAUCGGGUAGCUUUUUUCUUCCUUCAUACUUUUAAGUCAAAAAUAAUCAUAAAAAUAUAUCUGUGGGACAGAUCAAUAAUUUAUAAUUCAAAAUUCAGAUUUCCUGUCAAUUUGAAUUAAGGCAAAUUAUAAAAAUACGAGUGUGGUAUUUUCCAGUAAAACACUAAUGUCUGUGUCUAUAUAAUACAUAUUAAUAAGAACCGUAUUAGAAAAGUUGAAAAUAUCAAAGUACUACUUUCUGGUUGAAUUUUCAUGUUUUUCAGUUCGAUUCUUUCAUUCUCAUCUCACCUAAAACGUUUUUUUAUAUUACAGUCAAUAGACCUUAUAGGCAAAGCCUUUGUACCCAUCCCAACACUGUGGCUCAUGCGUGAGAAAGGUCUGUUGAGGAAUAGACCCCUUGCACUAAAUCCCUACCUGGGGCUCAAAACAAUUGAAAACAUUAACAUCAUAAAAUAUUUUAAUCCUCAAGUGAAGGGAUUUCUUUUGUUUUGACCACCAGAGUGUUUCUUCGAAUUGGAUUACUGGGUUGCCUGUGAUGAAAUGAUUACAGUUGGUUCAGGAUUGGGCUUCCUGUUUUAUGCACAUAGGAUGAAUAUUGAAAUAUAAAUAAGACUGGUACCGACUACGUGAUGCAAAGGAUUGUAGGCCUUCAUUUGGGAAAUUGAGAUGGUGAAUCUAUUUGAUCUUUUUCCAAAUUUGUUCCCACAAUCCUUUGCGGUACUAGUCCUCAUGUCUUCAUUUGAAGAGGAAUAUAUCACGUGAUCAAAUUUAGGCCUCUCGGCUUCGUUGCCAUGACUCCAUAAUGCCGGCGUAUAAUUCUUUACCAUGUAAAUCGUAAGCCCAGAAGUAGCUUUAUACUGGCUAAGUUUAGGAAAAACCUCGGGGUGCUCCUUCAAAUCAAACUAACGGUUGCCAUGAUAACGUCAAUACUACGAGUACCGGAAUUCUUUUCGUUUGUCUGUUAAUCUUAAAAAUCUUGUUACUCUUAACAAAGAUGAAGUUUUCGAAUUCAUUAAAAUAAGACGGGGUAACAAUAGCUAAAAGACUUUGGCAACAAGAAAGUGAUGCGUAACUUCGUAAGGAAUUCUGGUAGUGAUAGUGGCAUUACGUCAUCAUGACGCAUAAUCAAAUUGUUACACAAUCUCAUUGAUUUUUACGUAAAUAGUCCAAAAGUGAGUGUUUCAUCCAGUCCAAAAGACGAAAACAUGGGUUAUAAAGCGUGUUGCAGGCGGAGUUUGUGAAUAAAGGAUGGAUAAAAGAUUUUUAUAAUUGCAAAUUAUUAUAAUCAUACCAAUAAGCCUAAUAAAUAAAUAAUAAUAAACCAGGUUUUAAAUUAGCUGUCAAGCAAGUAAUUGUGGAUAACGCCAAUCAUUAAAUCAUAUUUUUGUAAAAAGCAUUUUCGUCUUAGAUUAACAUUUUCUUAUACUAACUCGUAUAUUUUUUUGAAUCAAUAAGUGACAUUUUUGUUCAACAAAUGUGUUGCGAGCAUAACUUUUCCUGGGCAUAACGCUUUCCCACUUGUCACACUAGACCACAUGUCAUUUUCUUGAUAAUGAAGAUUCUUUAUUUGAGUUGUAUCCAUAUUCAUGCGCAACUGUUAAACAAAGAAAUGAUACUCAUGGGAAUGACACGUCAUCUGAAAUGGGGAACUAUUAUGACCAUGCUAAAUAGGUCUCCGUCUCUUAAGGCCAGAAAACGAUAAUGAAACUAUGUGACAUACAUAUUAUACAAAGGUAGUUAAAUUACAUAAUAAAGAUUUAUAUGAAUGCAAUAAUGUUGUUAUAAAAAAUCAAUAAAAAUUGAUCUUAAUCUGA
Messenger RNA from Actinia tenebrosa (Australian red waratah sea anemone), 8034 nucleotides. RefSeq lists its product as uncharacterized. The record is from RefSeq and is a predicted model, not a curated record. Gene Ontology annotation, biological process: neuron projection development; actin filament organization; calcium-mediated signaling. Lineage: Eukaryota; Metazoa; Cnidaria; Anthozoa; Actiniaria; Actiniidae. Gene Ontology annotation, cellular component: cytoplasm; postsynaptic density; dendrite. Gene Ontology annotation, molecular function: actin filament binding.